AUGAAUGAGAACGAGAACGACGUCGAGAAAAAAAGAAUCAAAGCUUUACACUCUGAACUCGAAUCGCUGCUUCGUUUGCAUGUUCACACCGAGUGGGUGGAGAAGUGUUUUCACGCUUUAAAAGAAGAAGAAGAAGAAGGUAUCAAAGACGACGAAUGGUUCUUGUCGCGCACGUACGACCAGUUCAUGUUCGCGGACGUGAACGUCGCCUGCCACGGCUCCACGGUUUUGGAGAAAGAGGAUUUAGAAAACAUGCACGAGACGAUCGUGAAAGGUCGGUUCGUAAUGCAAAUAGACGAGCUCGUGGACGUCGGGAAACCGUUUGCAAGUCGGUACGAGAAUAGUACUAAAAAUGGUCCAAAUUUACAGGCGAGGUGUUUAAAAAUGAACGCGACGGAUGGGAAGCGCAGAUACGUGUUGUACGAGUAUUCGGCGAUACCGCAGUUGGACGCGGUGGAAACAAAAGCGGGGUGUAAAGUCGCCUUGAUAGAUCCGAAGGUCGUCAAUGGGUGUUUGUACGUGGAUAAGGAGAGGUUAGUCGUGUUGGGCGGGCAAGUGACGCGGUUGGAAGCGGCGAGACAGAGGAUGUUGAAGAAGUGGAGGGAGCCGAAUAGGCCGGAGGAGUUGACCGGCGAGAGCGCGAAUAGGAGAGAGGCGUGCGAGAAAGUGGCGUGGGGGAGAAGCGGUGGCGCGGCGCAAAAUCAGCAGCAACGAGAACAACAAGAACAAGAACAACGACGACGACAGGCGCCGCGAAAUCCUCCUCCGCAGCAGCAGCAGCCGCCGCGACGGCAUCGUCAACAAGAACAACAUCAGCAAAAUAGAAACGGAAUCAUAGAACUAGACUUGGACGACGACGAUGACGACGACGCACCGGACGAAAUUGAAGUUAUUCCAAACACGCAACUUGACGAGGAUAGCAUGGAAAUAGAAGUCGAGGAAGAAGAAGAAGAAGAAGAGGAAGAAGAGGAUGUGCAAGUCCCGCCGGGGGAGCGACCUUCGCGUCGCAAACGCGUCAUUCUCUCUUCUUCCGAGGACCAAACGCAAACAACGCAAAGUAACAAAAAAAACAACAAAACAUCCGUCGAUGCACCGACCACGGCGACAACAACAAACACCAACUCCACCAAUCGAAGUUUAUCCGCGUUUACGCAAUCCGAGGAGUUCCGCAUCGCCGUCGAGGUUCAAAAGAACGCUACCAAUGGUCUCUGGUCGUACAUAUCUUGCAUCAAACGCCUUCGCCGAGCUAAAGUUGGUAAACCUGACGAUACGCGAACAAUCGUGUUCAACUUGCUCGCGUGGAUAACCCGCGUCGAUUCCAUCGCGCUCAAAUCGAACGGCAAAGGCGGCUAUAAAUGGCGCGCAAAAAUCCAGCUCCAAGAUUCCACCCAAUACCUCUCCGUAUGGAUCAAACACGACCAUCUCGACCCGUUCACGGAAUGUACCGUGGACCAAUACGCGUCACUCUCCGAACCUGAACGCUUAAACGUCCAAAAAACGUUCCAGAAAAACUGCUUCCAAUUCUGCGGCGUCGUCUUGGUCGAGGCUUUGAAAUACGAGCGAGAAAACGAAGACAUCCCGUCCAUACUUUCCAUCUUACACGACGGGAAGUUGAAGAAGAAUCUGUUGACGGCGUUAGAGAACAGAUGCGAGAAGACGCCGUUCGUUUAG
Bathycoccus prasinos is the source of this 1671-nucleotide messenger RNA. RefSeq lists its product with no specific name. The record is from RefSeq and is a predicted model, not a curated record. NCBI's taxonomy places the organism in Eukaryota, Viridiplantae, Chlorophyta, Mamiellophyceae, Mamiellales, Bathycoccaceae. Gene Ontology annotation, biological process: double-strand break repair via homologous recombination; resolution of meiotic recombination intermediates. Gene Ontology annotation, cellular component: RecQ family helicase-topoisomerase III complex; nuclear body. The coding region runs from base 1 to 1671 and encodes 556 amino acids. The transcript has a single exon.